Messenger RNA from Anneissia japonica, 3799 nucleotides. Its product is annotated as sodium/hydrogen exchanger 8-like. Gene Ontology annotation, cellular component: membrane; Golgi apparatus. NCBI's taxonomy places the organism in Eukaryota, Metazoa, Echinodermata, Crinoidea, Comatulida, Comatulidae. The transcript is spliced from 15 exons. Bases 165 to 2051 code for a protein of 628 amino acids. The record is from RefSeq and is a predicted model, not a curated record. Gene Ontology annotation, biological process: sodium ion transport; regulation of pH; proton transmembrane transport. Gene Ontology annotation, molecular function: sodium:proton antiporter activity.
CUUCUCAUGUUUACAAAUGUUGCGAAUGUGUGAGAUCGGGGAUAGCAAGGCAGAGUGGUGUUUGUUUUGGUGCUUCAAUUCUUUCUAUGUCCAACUGUAUUUGGUCAUAUAAUAUGAUUGAUUACUAAUUAUCUUCUAUUUUAAGUAUUGUACUAAAGUACAAAAUGGGUUCACUGUCAACUGUGUUUUCGUAUAUCUGUCUGUGGGCGUUGUUAGGCCUCAGCCCACUGGUGGUGGUACGUGGCCCUUUGUGCGUAGAUGCCUCGACGCCUAGUGGGCCUAGGAAAAGUUUACAUUCAACUGUUAGUACUUCGGGCAGUGACGCAGGUAUUUCGAUGCUGAACCUACCAACGAAUAACGAUUCUGUGUUUCACAAUAAUAGUGUUAAGUUAUCAACAUUAAAUCCAUCCAUGAACAAAAGUAAACCAACCACACCGCCAAUUCCUGAACAUGACAAUCUGUUACCUGCAGAAGGAUCGGCUGAUGAGGAGACAUCAUCCAGCAUGACUAUAUUUUUCAUCCUUAUUGUUGUUGGAAUUUCAAUCCUUCUUGUGCAUACACUCAUUAAGCAUCAGUUUCAUUAUUUACCUGAGAGUGUGGCAGUGAUCUUCCUUGGAGCAGUCAUUGGGUUACUGCUAAUGAUCCUGAACAACCAGAACCUCACUGAUUGGACGAAAGAAGAGACUUUAGAUCCAACCACAUUCUUUUUAGUUUUAUUGCCACCUAUUAUAUUUGAAUCUGGUUACUCAUUACAUAAGGGCAAUUUUUUUCAAAACCUUGGCUCGAUUCUUGUCUUUGCUGUUUUUGGAACUUUCAUAUCAGCAAUGGUCAUUGGAGGAGGAGUAUAUCUUCUUGGACAAGCUGGUGUUGCUUAUGAACUUAGCUUGGUAGAGAGUCUGGCAUUUGGUUCAUUGAUAUCAGCUGUAGAUCCAGUGGCAACAUUGGCUAUUUUCUCAGCCCUUGAUGCCCAGCCCUUGCUUAACAUGAUGGUGUUUGGAGAGAGCAUACUUAAUGAUGCAGUUUCCAUUGUUAUGAGCAACACAGUAAUGAGGUUGAAUUCCCCUGAGAUGGCCGAUAUCAGCUCAGCGGAAGCAUUUUUCAACGGCGUUAUGUAUUUCUUCUUUAUGUUCAUCACGUCUGCCUUAACUGGAAUCGGCUUUGGCCUGCUCAGUGCUCUCAUCUUGAAACAUAUUGACCUGAGGAAGACACCGUCUCUGGAACUGGCAAUGCUGUUGAUGUUUUCAUAUUUACCGUAUGGAUUUGCAGAAGGAAUCAAAUUGUCAGGGAUAAUGUCAAUCCUGUUUGCUGGUAUUACCAUGUCCCAUUACACUCAUUACAAUUUGUCCCCCAUCACCCAGAUCACAGUUCAGCAUACAUUCAGGACAAUGGCCUUUGUUGGUGAAACCUGUGUGUUUGCUUAUCUUGGUCUUGCAAUAUUUAGUUUUAAUCAUAAGUUUGAAGCAGCACUUGUUAUUUGGAGUUUGUUUUUGUGUUUGAUAGCCAGAGCACUGAACAUUUUCCCACUCUCCUUUAUUGUCAAUUACUUCAGAGAACACAAAAUUAACCGCAAAAUGCAGUUUAUCAUGUGGUUCAGUGGUUUGAGAGGUGCUAUUGCUUAUGCAUUAAGUCUUCACUUGGAAUUUGAAGAUGAGGCACAUCAUGUCAUUGUCACUACAACUCUUGUUAUUGUGCUGUUCACCGUAAUCAUCUUAGGUGGUUCGACCAUGCCAUUACUAAAGUUACUGGAAUCGGAUGAAAGUCAAAAACCCAAGAAACAUGUGAAGUUCAGUAAAACAGAAGAAAUGGGGAGUGCAGUUGAUGCAGAUCACCUAUCAGAGUUAACAGAAGAGGAGUAUGAAGUGAAUUAUGUGAAGCCAAACCAGAGAGGCUUUGUGCGAUGGGACACCAAGUAUUUCAUCCCCUUCUUUACAAGACGAUUUACACAUGAGGAACUGCAUCACGGCCAAAUGGAAAUGAAAAGGCUUACAAAUAGAUGGUACUCUCAGCUACAAGGACGUACAUCAGAAACUGAUGAGGAAGAGAUAUCAUAACUUAUUAAAGAACAGUUGACACAGCGAUUGCCAUUGAGGGUUCAAAAGCAACACUGGUUGCUUGUGUAGCAUGUGCAAGGCACCUAAUACAUAUAUAUAAUUAUAUAUACAUAACAUCAUUUCUAUAGUGCUAUUUCAUUAAGAUCAGAGUGCUAUCAGGUGUGGCUUGGCAAAAGCUACUGCGUAUUUAAAUUCCUGUGCGAACAGGAGUACAAUUUGAACAAGGUAAAGUUACCCUUAUUAAUUUGUCAAAAUUAAUCCAAUGUGAACAGAGGUUAAGAAGUAAGUUUGAAUGUAGAAGUGGUUUGGUGCUAAAUAUUUGGCAUAUAAAGCUAUCACUGAAGUCCUUGUUUGAUAGGAUUUACUGCGGUUAAUUUAAGAAUUUGUGUUCUAGAGACAAUGUUUUUAUAUUUCCAAUGACUGGGUAUUAAUGUGAUUUUCACAUAGAAGCCCUUUUCUUUAUGUGUGAUAUAUUAUGUAGAAAUAUACAUAACUGAAGGAGUUUUGGAAACGAUUGUUGAAAUAGAUGUUUGGAAGUAUACUUGUAGACACUGAUAUAAAAUAGGAAAUAUUAAUACUGUAUUUAUUAAAUGAAUAUAAUAGGAAAUAGUAAUACUGUAUUUAUUAAAUAAAAAUAUAUAUUAAUAUUUUUAUGUGGGUGGGGGUUUAUUAAUGUACCUGUAUACUUGGGAGUUGCAUGGGGUUUAUAAAAUCCCCCAUAGUACUUGGAAUUUGAUGAAGUUCAUUAAUCUACCCAUAUAUAUGAGAGUUAAGGGGGUAUUAAUUACUGUGCAAAGUAGAGUAUAUUGUAGGAGGGUAAUCUUCACAUAUAUAUAUCUUUAUAUAGGUAGGAUGUAUUACUGUGCCCUAGUAAGAUUUGGGAUUGGUUCCAACCCACCAGAUAAUGAACCACUACAAAAUACAUUCCAAGUGCGAGAUUUUUGUAUAUAGACAAUACGUGUAUGUACUGUAUUAGGAAAAUGUUUGGCGAUACGAUAUUUUAUGGAUAAAGUAAAAUGCUUAUGUUGCAGUUGAGUUCCUGAAUGCACAACAGAGAGAUUACUGCUUAUAAGUACAAAGGUGCUAGCUCAAUAUUUUAUAGUGUGGAUGCUGUGUCGGGAAAGGAGACAAUGGAAAAGUAUUUAAACAUUUUUUGAAGACAUACUUUAAGACAAAUACUAGAGGCUUUUGUUAUUUAUUAUCCUGGACAGCAAAUGUUUUAUAAAGCAACAUCCAAGUACAAAUGCAGUAGUAACAUGUAUGUAUUAGUACCUAAUUUGACCACCUUCGUACUGGUAUAGUAGUGCAAAUAACACAUUUAAAUAAUUAGUGUGAAUGGUUUAAUAAUAAAUUAAUAUUAACAAUAGAAGUAUAAUACAAUAUUAUAACCUCAUGGUCCUAGAAAUGUCACAUUAAUGUGAUUUUAAUCAACAUUUGUAUCAUGGUGAUAUAGUAUUAUAUAUCAUCAUGGUAAUACAAGUUUAAUCAAUGUUAAAAAUCUGGGUGGGGCCAUACGACAUGCAAAGCACAAGGUGGUGCUUGAGAUUACUGUUCAGAAAUGUUGAUCAUAGACACUAUACAUGGAAUUUCAAUUCCGUGCACCUAUUUUUCUCUUUCUUUUAUUUAUUUUCGGUGGCUACUAGCCCCACUCUGCCUCCCUAUCUGAAUUUAUCCCUGGUAAUUCAAUCAUGUAAAUGAUGUAAUUUUAUUUUCUACUAGGUGCAAUAAAGAUUGACUGUGGUUUGAAA